This is a messenger RNA of Paramormyrops kingsleyae, 2049 nucleotides long. Its product is annotated as transmembrane protein 268-like. The record is from RefSeq and is a predicted model, not a curated record. NCBI's taxonomy places the organism in Eukaryota, Metazoa, Chordata, Actinopteri, Osteoglossiformes, Mormyridae.
AUAUAGCCCCUUAUAUUCUCUGUGGGAAACGCAGGCUUAUGCAGGAAUGCUAGUGAGAAGAUGGAGACUGAGUCCUUCUGCACAUGUGAGUGAGAUCAGGGAGAGGCAGCAGGAAGUGGAGAAAUUUCGGUGGUUUCAAAAAAGUCCACGAGUCAGGAUAAAAGACACAAUUAGUAAGAAGAUUACAGACUGUUUACCAACCGAGUGAAGAAAGAGCCAGGGGCAGAGUCUCCCACACCAUGGACGACAUUCUCUCACCCGGGUGGCGAAAUCGCUCUCAGUAGCAGCCAGACGGCACAGAGCAGCAGCAGCCGUCGUACGUUAGCAUUUUAAUUCUUAGGAUUCAUAAAUCGAGAGAUAAAAUGACAUGAAACAAAUCCGGAUGCUUGGUGUUUGACAGGCCGCACGAUCAGCUUUCUCCUGGGUCUUCUUCCCGACCAUUGUGAUAAUGGAAGAUGGGAUCACAGAAGACAGUGAAGAACAUGAAUGUGAAGUCCACAUAGCCCCACCACGCCUCCACUUCUCAAAAAAGUGUGGAGAAGGUCCGCAAUGGACAAACGGACAGUGUGUCAUAGCAGUGCCCAGUUGCCCCAAACUGUGUCGCAAGUUCGACAUCCCCCACUGCCGAGCUCUGCUGGAACAGCGCGGCUUUAAUAUUCCUGCUCAAGAUUUCGACAGACCUCUACAAGUCGCACUGGACUCCCCCUCAGUCAGAAGAUACCUCUUAUUCAGCUCCUCGGUCUUUCAGUUCGUCUUUGCUCUGGUGCUGUAUUUGGUGGUGUGGUGUGGCCUUUACUCCACGUUCCAUCUCUACAUAAGGCUGAACCUUGACGGUUUUGGGAUUCUCUGCGCCUCUGUCACUCUGGCCUCCAUCUUCAUCACCUCCGCGAUUCUGCUCAUUGUCAAUCACAGCUACAAGCAGAUAAACAUUAACACAGAUGUUAGGCUGGUCCAGGUGAACGAGAGGCUAUGGAAGUACAGAUUGCUGGUGGGCCUGGAUGAAUCAGAAUGUCUCUGUAUGGGGACUUUACGACUGUACUUUCUGUUCUGGGAUCUGUCUCCAUGCCUAACCAGACUGACAAGCUCUUUGGAGCAGAUGAAGCUCGCAGGGACCGACCUCCAGAAAAGACUCAAACGAAGCAUGUCACAUCUACACCUGCCGAUUACGGUAUCAAGCCACGAUAUUGGACAUGGAGGCACAGAUGAGGAGCGGUCUGAGGAAACAAGACCCCUGCUCACAGAGAAUGAAGGCAGAGGGCGCAAUACUGCAAACAGCCAGAGGGAGUCAGCAUUCACCAAGAGCUACAGCCUUGUGCCAGACCAAACACUCUCUUCUCAGACCAUAGCGUAUCGUCUCCUGAUGACCUACAGCGCGACCUACGUCAAGCUCUCCGCUUCCCAGUGGCUCCCCACCUCCCCGACGUCUUCACUGCACGCACUGAACUCUGACAGGCCUCACUGCACCACGGCCCCUGUCUGCCUGUGCCAGUAUAUUCAGAAGAAUGUCCUGUAUUAAUCAGGAACUUCAGCUGAUGGGAGUUUAAUCCAAUGUCUUAAUCAGAGGCAAGCAUUACACAUUAGACGCUGUACUCAACGUCUGAGUGUCUGACUCAUUAUAGGUCUUCCUGUACUUACAGUUUAAACGACUGAAUCAUAAUAUUCUGGGUCCAGAAUUAGCUCCAGGAUAUUAAAAUGAAUGUUAAAUAUUUCAUGAUUAUCAGUUAAGUAGCAAAACAAGUCAAACGAUGAACAGCCAUGUGGUCAAGCCCAGUGCCAAUGCGAAGAUGGAAAAAUUUGUACUUGCCACUACUGAGGAAGUACUAUGUAAGUUCUACAGUGCUGAUAUGUUUAGCUCAUUAUCUUCUUAUGCUGAAUGAUGUGUUGACUAGUUAAUAAUGGUAAUGACAUCCUGCCACUGUAUCCUUUCAUUACUAGGAGGACUUGGAGAGGAAUGAUGGGUCAGCCCUGAGACUGUAUGUCCCAUAACUUCAUAAAGGUGCUCCUCAAAGAGCUGACUGAAAUAAAGGUGCAACAACUUACUUAUUUCAA